This is a messenger RNA of Aphidius gifuensis, 1679 nucleotides long. Its product is annotated as mitochondrial import receptor subunit TOM40 homolog 1-like. The transcript has 5 exons. The record is from RefSeq and is a predicted model, not a curated record. Gene Ontology annotation, molecular function: transmembrane protein transporter activity. Gene Ontology annotation, cellular component: mitochondrial outer membrane; mitochondrial outer membrane translocase complex. Gene Ontology annotation, biological process: protein import into mitochondrial matrix. NCBI's taxonomy places the organism in Eukaryota, Metazoa, Arthropoda, Insecta, Hymenoptera, Braconidae. Bases 116 to 1096 code for a protein of 326 amino acids.
AAAUAAUUAAGUCAUAAAAAAAAAUUGUGUUAAUUGUGUUAUUGUAAAUUAAUAAAUUACAUUUUACAAAAAAAAAAAAGAGAGAGAGAGAGAUAAAUAUAUUAAGAAAUAAAAAAUGGGUAAUGUACAUGCAGCUUCAGCACCUCCACCACCACCACCAGUAUAUAUUACACCGCCAGAAAUUCCUAAGGAACAAAGUCUAGAUAAUGUUAAAUUGGAAUCACCAAGACCGCAAAAUCCAGGAACAGUUGAAGAAAUUCACAAACUUUGCAAAGAUGUAUUUCCACUUAAUUUUGAGGGUGCCAAGCUCAUCGUCAACAAGGGCCUUAGUAAUCAUUUCCAAAUAUCACAUUCAAUAUUAAUGAGUUCUGUCGUUAAAUCUGGCUACAAAUUUGGUGCAACUUAUGUUGGAACAAAACAAGUAUCAUUAACAGAAGCAUAUCCAGUAAUGUUGGGUGAUAUUGAUCCAAAUGGUAACUUGAAUGCAAAUAUAAUACAUCAACUUGCACCAAGACUCAAGUGUAAAAUGGCUGCUCAAGUACAAAAAAGUAAAUAUACUGCAUUACAAAUGACAGCUGAUUAUCGUGGUGAUUCAUACACUGGUUCAUUGACUAUUGCUAAUCCAGAUGUUCUCAAUGGUUUUGGUGUUAUGGUUGGUCAUUAUCUACAAAAUGUAACUCCAAAUUUAGCAUUGGGUGGUGAAAUAGCAUACCAACGUGGUCAUGGUGUACCAGGUGGUGGUAUUGCUGUUGCAUCACUCGUUGGAAGAUACACACAUGGUCCAUCAACAAUAAGUGCAAGUCUUGGUAUGGCUAAUUGUCAUGUUUGCUUUCAUCAAAAAGCCAGUGAACAACUACAAAUUGGUGUUGAGCUUGAUGUUAAUGCUAGAAUGCAAGAAUCAACAGCAACAAUAGCAUAUCAAAUUGAUUUACCACAAGCUGAUCUUGUUUAUCGAGGUACACUUGAUUCAAAUUGGACAGUUGGAGCAGUACUUGAAAAAAAAUUAUUACCAUUACCAUUUGCAUUUGUUUUGAGUGGUUUAUUAAAUCAUUCAAAAGGACAAUUUCAACUUGGUUGUGGUUUAAUGAUUGGUUGAAUUUAAUAUGAUUAAAUAAUAAAAACAAAUUAUAAUAAUUAAUAAAAAUUGAAAAACACAAAACAAAUCAAGUAAAAUAAAAUAAUAAAAAAAAAUAAAUCAAGAUACUUGGACAAAUUUUUUAAUGUAAAUUUGACGUUGAAUCUAUCUGUUGAUUCAUUUAUAAAGAAAAAAAAAGAUUUUUAACAAUGUGUUUUUAUUUUUUAUUUUAUUUUAUUUAUGAAAUUAAAACAAUCAAGUAAUAAUCAAAGAAUCAACUUUAUUGUAAUGAUUUUUCGAUUAAAUUAAGACUCAAUAAAACAGUGCAUUUACGAUUAACAAAGAGAAAAAAUUAAAAAAAAAAAAAAUUAAAAAGAAACAAAAUGUUGAAUAGAAUGAGAAUUACAUGUUCAUGAUUUGUUUUUUUUUUUUUUUUUUUAAAUAUUUUUCAUUCUUUCGAAAUAUUUUUCCUUCCCAAAGAAAUAUUAAAUGAAGAAAAAAAAAAAAAAAAAAAACGUAAUAAUAAUUAUUGUUAGUUUGUCAAAGUAAAAUUACAGGCUAAAUGUAAAAUUAAAAAAGAAAAAAAAAUAUUACCAGCAACAUA